Oryzias melastigma (Indian medaka) is the source of this 743-nucleotide messenger RNA. RefSeq names its product ribosomal protein S8a (gene rps8a). The record is from RefSeq and is a predicted model, not a curated record. Gene Ontology annotation, biological process: translation; maturation of SSU-rRNA from tricistronic rRNA transcript (SSU-rRNA, 5.8S rRNA, LSU-rRNA). The transcript has 6 exons. NCBI's taxonomy places the organism in Eukaryota, Metazoa, Chordata, Actinopteri, Beloniformes, Adrianichthyidae. Gene Ontology annotation, molecular function: structural constituent of ribosome. Gene Ontology annotation, cellular component: cytosolic small ribosomal subunit; ribosome. Bases 72 to 698 code for a protein of 208 amino acids.
CUCGCGAGAACUCGUGUCUUCAAACCUUCCCAUGAGCCUUUUCGCUCCCUCUUUCUAGCCGGCGCCUGAGAAUGGGUAUCUCAAGGGACAACUGGCACAAACGCCGCAAGACCGGCGGUAAACGCAAGCCCUACCAUAAGAAGAGGAAGUAUGAGCUCGGACGCCCUCCUGCAAACACAAAGAUUGGACCUCGUCGUAUCCACACAGUGAGGGUGCGAGGUGGGAACAAGAAAUACCGCGCUCUGAGGUUGGACAACGGAAACUUCUCAUGGGGCUCCGAAUGCUGUACACGCAAGACCAGAAUCAUCGAUGUGGUCUACAACGCCUCCAACAACGAGCUGGUCAGAACCAAGACCCUGGUGAAGAACUGUGUUGUCCUGGUGGACAGCCUUCCCUACAGGCAGUGGUAUGAAGCUCACUAUGCUACACCUCUUGGACGCAAGAAAGGAGCCAAACUGACUCCUGAUGAAGAGGAGGUUCUGAACAAGAAGAGGUCAAAGAAGACCCAGAAGAAAUACGAUGAGCGGAAAAAAGUGGCAAAGAUCAGCCCUCUGCUUGAGGAGCAGUUCUUACAGGGAAAGCUGCUCGCUUGCAUUGCUUCCAGGCCAGGUCAGUGUGGGAGAGCAGAUGGCUACAUCCUGGAAGGCAAGGAACUGGAGUUCUACCUGAGGAAGAUCAAGGCCAAAAAAGGCAAAUAGAUGUACAGCUGUUUGAUACUCCAAUAAAAUCCAAUGUUCCAAAAC